AGGGGGGAAGGGGGGGGCAAAGGGUGGCUAAUUCGCUUUAAUUAACAGGAGAGGGGGGGAGCAGAAGAGUGUGUGUUGGGUGGGGGGUGCGCAUAGGAGCAGGAGCAGGUGAGGGGCUAGUGGCGCGGCGCGUGGAGAAAAGGGGGAGGGUUCGCCUCCCUUCUCAUCUGCAAAGGGGCGGCUGCUUCAACCCCACACCCCACACCCAAUCCCGUUGCCCCUUAACUCUCCUGCCUUCUAGUCUUCGCCAAGUUGUUUAUUCGCCUCGCUUUUGGCUGGAGCCAUGGAAGUUGGCGGUUAGAGAAGUCCCCAGCGCCACCACUCGAUAAGUAUUAAGACAAUGGAGUCCAAAGAAUCACUAAAGUCCACAGGGGAGGAAGCGGGGAAAUGUGUUCAUUUCCGUGACAAAGGAGGACUUGUGAUGGACUUUUCUCCAGCCUUUAGGGGUGGAGCUCCUGUCAAGUCUCCAGCAUCUACAGCUACCCUGCCUGCCUCUUCUCAGUCCGACUCCAAACAGCAACCUGUUCUGUGUGAUUUGUCAAAGGGAUUAGGAAGCAAUGCACCACAGCCAGAUCUCUCCAAAGCAGUGUCGCUGUCAAUGGGAAUAUAUAUGGGUGAGACAGAUACAAAAGUGAUGGGAAACGAACUUGGAUUUCCACAGCACGGCCAAAUCAGUCUCUCUUCUGGAGAAACAGAUUUCAGGCUCCUUGAAGAAAGCAUUGCAAGCUUGAAUAAGUCCUCUAGCCUGGCAGAAGGCUCGAAGGGUACGGCAUCUCUGGACGUGCUCCCGGAGCCAGGGUUCCCAAGCAUGGCUGGUCAUGAUCGCACUUUAGAGCAAGGAGCUUUAGUGCAAGGCCAAGCUGGCAGUAAUGGUGGCAACUUGAAGCUCUUUUCUGAAGACCAAAGCACCUUUGAUAUUCUGCAGGAUUUUGAUUUGCCACCAGUAUCUCCCGGAAAAGAAACAAAUGGGAGUCCCUGGAGAAUGGACCCUUUGCUGGAUGAAGGUAGCUUGCUUUCGCCUCUGGGUGCAGAUGAGGGUUUUCUCCUGGAAGAAAAGGAUAUUGAGGACUGCAAGCCUCCUGUUUUACCAGACACUAAGCCUGCAAUCAAUGAGCGUGGGGAUAUUUUGCCCACCCACACAGUGCAGAUGCCACAAGUGAAGACUGAAAAAGAAGAUUUUAUUGAACUGUGCACCCCUGGGGUUAUAAAGCAGGAGAAAAUUGGCCCAGUUUAUUGCCAGGCUAGUUUCUCUGGUUCUAACGUGCUUGGAAAUAAAACAUCUGCCAUUUCUGUUCAUGGUGUCAGCACUUCUGGAGGACAAAUGUACCACUAUGACUUGAAUACAGCAUCCGUCUCUCAACAGCAGGAUCAGAAACCAGUUUUUAAUGCCAUUCCAUCUCAUCCUGCUAGUUCAGAAAAUUGGAAUAGGUGCCAAGGAUCUGGGGAUGAUGCUCUUACUGCAGUAGGAGCUUUGAAUUUUUCUGGAAGAUCUGCCUUCUCUAAUGGAUAUUCAAGUCCUGGAAUGAGAUCUGAUGUGAGCACUUCGCCAUCUACCUCCUCAACUGCUACGGGACCACCUCCCAAACUUUGCCUUGUUUGCUCAGAUGAGGCUUCUGGAUGUCAUUAUGGUGUCCUAACUUGUGGCAGCUGCAAAGUAUUCUUCAAAAGAGCUGUGGAAGGGCAGCACAAUUAUCUCUGUGCUGGAAGAAAUGACUGUAUUAUUGACAAAAUUCGGAGGAAGAACUGCCCAGCUUGCCGCUACCGGAAAUGUCUUCAAGCUGGCAUGAACCUAGAAGCUCGAAAGACUAAGAAGAAGAUAAAAGGAAUUCAGCAGUCCAGCAUUACUGCAGGGAGGGAUAGUGCUGAGAGUCCUGUAAACAAAGCUAUAGUUCCUGUCUCUCUACCACAACUUACUCCUACUCUGGUCUCCCUACUGGAAGUCAUUGAGCCAGAAGUGAUGUUUUCAGGCUAUGACAGCACAAUACCAGACACAACAUGGCGUAUAAUGUCAACCCUCAAUAUGCUAGGAGGAAGGCAAGUGGUAGCUGCGGUGAAAUGGGCAAAGGCGAUACCAGGUUUCAGAAACUUGCACCUGGACGACCAAAUGACCCUUCUGCAGUAUUCGUGGAUGUUUUUGAUGGCUUUUGCUUUAGGAUGGAGAUCAUAUAAGCAGUCUAAUGGAAGCCUGCUGUGUUUUGCACCAGAUUUGAUCAUUAAUGAGCAGAGAAUGAAUUUACCCUGCAUGUAUGAACAAUGCAAACGUUUACUGAUGGUUACUAAUGAGUUAGCACGGCUUCAAGUUUCAUAUGAAGAAUAUCUCUGUAUGAAAACUUUGCUGCUUCUCUCUACAGUUCCCAAGGAGGGCCUGAAGAGCCAAGCCCUGUUUGAAGAAAUUCGUAUGACUUACAUCAAAGAGCUGGGGAAAGCCAUCGUGAAGAGAGAAGGGAACUCUAGUCAGAACUGGCAGCGGUUUUAUCAACUGACAAAACUUUUGGACUCCAUGCAUGAUGUGGUUGAGAAUCUUCUAAGCUUUUGCUUCCAAACGUUUUUGGAUAAAUCCAUGAGUGUUGAGUUUCCAGAAAUGUUGGCAGAAAUCAUCAGCAAUCAGUUACCAAAAUAUUCAAAUGGAAAUAUCAAAAAACUGUUAUUUCAUCAGAAAUGACUGCCUUAAUACAGAAAGAUUGCCUUAAGAAAAGAAAAAAAGUCAUUAUAGCUUCUUUUUUAUAAACUAAAAGACUUGUUAAUUUUGUCCUUGCAACUAUAUUUGGGUGUUCUUGUUUUGUUUUUGUAAUUAUGCACUACAUGUGGUUUACAGAGGGCCAAGACCUAGGUUUCAGAAGCAGCCCCUUCUAACUAAAUGAUUACAGGAAGAAGAAAACGAAGGAAAUAUGGGUUGAGGUUUUUUCAUCCAUGUGCUACACCACCAUAUUGGCAGUAUAGGAUGCACCAAAACCAGCGGUGUCAAGCUCAAAAUCUACAUUGUCAACAUUCUGCUAGGAAUUUCUGCAAGUUGGCUGGAUAAAAUUUUCUAGAUUUUUGUUUUGGUAUAGAUUUUUUGUAUAGUUAAGGUAGCAUUUUUGAUUUGUGCAUGUUAACAUGAAGAAAGUUUACAACUGUAUAUUGGAAAAGGGAAGUUGUGCCUUUUAUAGCUAUUAUUGUCUGGUUUUAGCAAUUUCCUUUAACUUUAUAUACAGUGAAAGCUUGCUCAUUUUUUCUUACAUAAUUUUGUAAAACUUCAAGAUGCCUAUUGUACAGCUGUUUUUUAAGGUGGGGCAGCUCAUAGCUUAAUGACCUCUAGAUAUUAAUCUUUGAAUAUACUCAUGUGAAUAUAGGUUGACUUUUCUAACUUGAUCAAGACUGUCAUAGUGACCCUUCUAUAUAAAUCAAUUUGGCCGAUAAAUUCAGCCUUCUUUAAGGGGGGUGGGGGUGGGAGUAGGGAUUGAAAUGUAUUCCAAAUCAAAUCUGAAAUGCAUACUUUUGAUAUUUGUCAAAUGUUCUUUGAGCUACUAGAAAACUAGCUCUGUCUUAAACAGAUGUGUAAACUUUUUUUAAGAAAACAACCUAGGUAUUUCCAUUUAAUGCGAUAGCCAUAAUUGUAAGAAUCUUGGGCUAGAUUGUCAGUAAAAAGAUCAGUCUUGACCGCCCAUCAGGAAACUUUCAGGAAAAUAUGCAUAAUUUUUAAAAGGUUUACUUCUAUGUGGAGAAAUUAACUUUUUUCCAUACUCAAUUUAUUGCCAUAUGCGUGUGUACUUAAGUAUGUAUUGGUGCAUAUUAUAUAUAUGUAUACAGUGGCCACAAUCCAGAGCAGCUAUAGUUAGCAGAACAAAACUGAUAUGCACAACCAGUGGCAUGUCUAAUGUUCUCCUUAGACACAACUUAAAAGCCACAAAACCUGUGCUUUUUUAAAAAAAAAUAGGAGAUCAAUAUAAGUGACCAUCAUUUUUCACAAAGUGCAAAGUUGUGCAUUUACCUCUGUGGGGUGCUUAGAAUUGCUGGAUUCUACCAAAUUAAGAGCAGACUUCUGCUGCCACUUUUUGAGACUUCUCCCCUCUAUGUAAGGAUGUGAUCACCACUGACAGAUUUGAUCGUCUGUUUGAAAGGAGGCAAGGGAUACCAGAACUGAUUUAGAGCUAUUAGUGGUAUUCAUCUGUUACACAAUGUGUGCACAGAUCAGGAGUACCCUGGGUACUGAACAGCAGGGGCUUACCUCUACGGCAGCUUUUUGCACUCCAGUAGAGCAGAUCCACAAGCAGAAUUUUCUUUCUGCUCAUUGAUCACUCACUGGAUUGGGGCAGACGUGUAUACAGUUGACACCAUUUUAAGUUGAUGGCUAAAUUUCCAUUGACUUUUAACAGUCAGGAACUAUAUAUAUAUGUACAUGUAUACAUACUUUCUAUAUAAAUAC
Messenger RNA from Gekko japonicus, 4405 nucleotides. It is a transcript of the gene NR3C1, whose product is annotated as nuclear receptor subfamily 3 group C member 1. Lineage: Eukaryota; Metazoa; Chordata; Lepidosauria; Squamata; Gekkonidae. Gene Ontology annotation, cellular component: nucleus. Bases 341 to 2662 code for a protein of 773 amino acids. The transcript has 9 exons. The record is from RefSeq and is a predicted model, not a curated record. Gene Ontology annotation, biological process: regulation of DNA-templated transcription; nuclear receptor-mediated glucocorticoid signaling pathway. Gene Ontology annotation, molecular function: sequence-specific DNA binding; zinc ion binding; steroid binding.